Messenger RNA from Nematostella vectensis (starlet sea anemone), 1860 nucleotides. Its product is annotated as GTPase Obg. Gene Ontology annotation, molecular function: magnesium ion binding; GTPase activity; GTP binding. The record is from RefSeq and is a predicted model, not a curated record. Bases 81 to 1163 code for a protein of 360 amino acids. Lineage: Eukaryota; Metazoa; Cnidaria; Anthozoa; Actiniaria; Edwardsiidae. The transcript is spliced from 6 exons. Gene Ontology annotation, cellular component: mitochondrion.
CGUAUUGAGACACUGAGCGUGCAUCGAAGACCCGCUGUUUUCCGGAAGUGGAAUGAUUAUGUUUGAGUAUCGGGGUAGGCAUGACACUUUGUAGCCUAGGGAAAAAUGUGGAUUUCGGAACUAAUGCAGCUAGGCAACUGAUAAAGCUUUCGGUUUGUCAUUUCUGCUCCAAGCAUAAUGAUAGGAAAUUUAUAGAUUGGAAAAAAGUAAUUGUAAAGGCUGGCGAUGGUGGAAAUGGCCUGACACAUUUUAAGAGAUUAAGAUUCCAACCCAAAGGAGGACCUGAUGGCGGAGAUGGUGGGCGGGGAGGCAGUGUCAUUCUGUCUGCUGACUCCUCCUUACAGGAACUUGCGCAUGUCAAGAAGCACCUCAAAGCAGAGAAUGGAGGGAGUGGGGGGAUUGACAAUCGACAUGGGAAAAAUGCUUCAGAUUUAAUUGUCAAGGUACCUCUAGGGACUAUAGCAACUCACAACAAAGAAGUGAUAGCAGACAUCUCAGAGGAAGGGGAGUCCUGUGUAAUUGCCCAAGGAGGAGAGGGAGGACUGGGAAAUGCCACAUUCAAGACAGCCACUGACCAGGCCCCAGAGAAAAGUAGCCAGGGGACCCCUGGUCAGGAGAGAGUUAUUGAGCUGGAACUCAAGACAAUUGCUGAUGUUGGUCUGGUUGGUUUUCCUAAUGCUGGCAAGUCAACACUCCUACGUGCGAUAUCAAGAGCGACGCCCACCGUGGCAGCGUACCCAUUUACAACCCUCAAUCCAUCUGUUGGGAUGGUAGAGUAUGAUGAUUUUUCACAAAUUGCAGUUGCAGAUAUCCCAGGACUCAUACCAGAUGCUCACCUAAACAAAGGCCUUGGCCACACAUUCUUGAGACAUAUUGAGCGCUGUUGCUCUUUACUGUAUGUGCUAGACAUCUCUCAGAAGGACUUCCACAGCCAGUUCAUAUCGCUACAAAGAGAACUUGAACUCUACAAGAAAGGGCUGUCAUCUAGGCCAGCAGCCAUUGUGGCAAAUAAGAUUGACCUAGCUGAUUCGAUCGAUGUGAGUUGUUUAGAGAGAGAAUUUGAUCUUCCUGUCAUGGCAGUCUCGGGGAAGUACGGCAAUGGGAUACCUGCACUAAAAAGAGCCAUUCAUUUAUUACUAGAAUCAUCAAAAUGGGCUUUGUAAAUAUUGGUUUUAUAGAAUAUAAUUACCUAGCUAUUGUAGUAAUGUGUGAUUUUACCCCCCCCUUCCCCCCUUUAGAAGGGAAUCAAAAACUCUGGGGAAUGAGACUCGAAGCCAGGGAAAUUCCAGGUUGGUAGGAAGCUAGAAGCAUUGCGCAUUUCCAGAAGGUGGCUUCGUUUCAGUCUGUUACCUUCUGAAUGGAAUGAUAAGGGCAAGCAUUCCAUUUGAAUAUAUUGAAAUAUACAUACACAACCAAAUGACAGGAAAACUGUCCACUCAUUCAGGUUCUGUCGUUUAGGGAGCACAUGUUUUGAGGGAGUGUUUCUCUCUAUAAUAAAAAAAAUUGUAGCCUAUCGGGCCUAAAACAGUUUCAUAUUCAUUCUUGGAUGACUUGGUCUCACACAACCUUAAAAUACUCAUCUCAGGUCACCUGGAUGGAGACAUGACCGAGAUGGACAUAUAAUGCGAAUGGCUACUGCCGAGGUGGUCAUGCUAGCGUGCGUCGUACUGUAAACCGUUGAAGUGUUUUCAAUAGCGGCAAACUAAUAAACUACCUGAACUAAACGUCUGAUUGAUACUCAAUUGUUCGAGUGGGUAGGCUGUGUAGCCGGGCGAGGCCUGGGUACGAGAAAAAGUAAAUCGCCAUAUUGGAUUAUGUACAUGCGGAAACUGAGCGAGUAAAGCGUUGUGUUGACAAUCA